CUGCUGCGUGGAGAGAGAGAGAGAGAGAGAGAGAUUAUUGUGGGUAAAAUUGUUUUCUAGGGUUUCGCUUUUUUUGAGAUUUAAAGUGAGAGUUUGAAAAAGAGAUUUCGAUCAGAAUGAGCGGAGACAACGGCGGUGGUGAGAGGCGCAAAGGCUCCGUCAAGUGGUUUGACACCCAGAAGGGCUUCGGUUUCAUCACUCCUGACGACGGUGGCGACGAUCUCUUCGUUCAUCAGUCCUCCAUCAGAUCUGAAGGUUUCCGUAGCCUCGCUGCUGAAGAAUCUGUCGAGUUCGAGGUCGAGACAGACAACAAUGGCCGUCCCAAAGCCAUAGAUGUCUCUGGUCCCGACGGCGCUCCCGUCCAAGGCAACAGCGGUGGUGGUUCUUCUGGCGGUCGUGGCGGUUUCGGUGGCGGACGUGGUGGAGGCCGCGGAUCUGGUGCUAGCUACGGCGGCGGUGGUGGCGGUUACGGAGGUGGACGAGGCGGUGGCCGUGGAGGGAGCGACUGCUACAAGUGUGGUGAGCCCGGUCACAUGGCCAGAGACUGUUCUGAAGGCGGCGGAGGUUACGGAGGUGGUUACGGAGGAGGAGGCGGUGGUUACGGUGGCGGUGGUGGCUACGGAGGAGGAGGCCGUGGAGGAGGCGGUGGCGGUGGAAGCUGCUACAGCUGUGGCGAGUCGGGACAUUUCGCCAGGGAUUGCACCAGUGGCGGUCGUUAAAAGGAUCGCCGGUACGACGGUAGAGAAGAGUGAAUCGGUCAUCUGACACAUGUUGAUCGGAGGAUCUUAGUCUCUCGCCGUGUUCUAUCUUUAUCUUAUUAUCCGCUUUUUUGCUUAUUAUGAUGAUGGGGUCUCUCUCUGUACUCUGUCCUUGUUAGUUGUUUUUUUCUUCUUAAUCUCUGGAUGGUUUCGGAUUAUUAGGACUUAUUUGGUUAUGCUACUUAAUGGUUUUUAUUAUGGUACUUGUGAUGGUUGAGAUGCUUGCUACUACUUCUGCUCUGUUUCAAGUGUUCAUAUGCAAAAAGUUAUUCUGGGUUUAAUUUGUU
Camelina sativa (false flax) is the source of this 1045-nucleotide messenger RNA. RefSeq names its product cold shock protein 2. Gene Ontology annotation, molecular function: nucleic acid binding; zinc ion binding. The record is from RefSeq and is a predicted model, not a curated record. Lineage: Eukaryota; Viridiplantae; Streptophyta; Magnoliopsida; Brassicales; Brassicaceae.